Molecule: messenger RNA, 1803 nt
Organism: Penicillium atrosanguineum
Lineage: Eukaryota; Fungi; Ascomycota; Eurotiomycetes; Eurotiales; Aspergillaceae
Product: fungal specific transcription factor domain-containing protein
Exons: 5
Coding region: 1-1803 (600 amino acids)
Biological process (GO): regulation of transcription by RNA polymerase II; DNA-templated transcription
Cellular component (GO): nucleus
Molecular function (GO): RNA polymerase II cis-regulatory region sequence-specific DNA binding; zinc ion binding; DNA-binding transcription activator activity, RNA polymerase II-specific
Source: RefSeq, a predicted model, not a curated record
AUGUCCGAUACACAGCAGCUGUUGGAGCCUGAACACGCACCGAAGAAAGAAAAUGUCAUUUUUCGAGGAAAGAACUUCAGGACCCAAUACUAUGGCGGGAGCAAUCCUACUAGUUUGAUUGGAGAUUUUCCUGAGCUCCGCUCAUUCAUGCGGGACAGCAUCAAACUACACCCAUCUCUACCACGUGUCCAACGCGAAUUAAAGUCACUGCAAAUGAAAUGGAAGGUAGAAAAGAUAUCCUCAUUCCCAUCUGUGAAUGCGAGCCUUCUCCACUUGUUCCCAGAAGAAGAGAUCGCAGACCAAUUAAUCCACAUCUAUCUUGACACAGUGGAAACAACCUAUCGGGUUAUCCACGUACCUAGCUUUUGGGAGGAGUACAAAAGCUUUCGGGAUGACAAACACUCGUCAAGACCGGCAUUCUUAGUUCUCAUGUUGUUGAUGAUGUCCACCGCAAGCUGUCUAUCCAAUGAAAGUCUCACAUACGUGGGGGACAGUGCCGUUGCGCGUGAACGGGCGGCUUUGUGGAUCGAGGUUUCUGAGCGGUGGCUUCAAAAACAGAGUCAAAAACAGAUCUAUUUGAGCAUAUGGCAGAUCCGAUGUCUAUUAAUUCUUUCGAAACAAGUCAAUGUCAUAAAGAAGAAACGCAUCUGGACAGAGGCCGGGACGCUUCUCCGACAGGCAAUGGCUGCGGGUUUCCACCGAGACCCGAGAUUUCUUGGAGAGAAGGUAUCGGGAUUUGACCGGGAGAUGAGAUGUCGGCUAUGGAACACUAUUGCCGAGUUGGAACUUCAAGCUUCCAUUGAUCGUGGGAUGCCGUCUUCUUCGGCGGGUAUAUUCUCAGACUGCGCUUCCAUUCUGAACAUCCAUGAUACAGACCUCACAGAUGAAGAGAAGAACGAAUCUCGCGCAAAGAACUGGGACGAAUAUACUGGCAGUUCGUUCUUGCAUGUUUCGAGAUCCAGUUUUGCUCUCAGAGUUGCCUUGAACUCUGUUGUCAACGACAUCAGCUCCCCUUUACAAUGGGAACAGAUCGCAAGUUACGAAGAGCUUGUGACGGCCGAACUUGAAAAACUCCCUUCGUGGACAAAAUCAACGACGGACAUCAAAAAGGGUGUUUUGGCCGGCUCUAUUCUUCAGAUCCAACUAAGGCAGUUUUUGAUUCUUCUCCAUACGCCGUUCGCCAAAAAGAGGAGCCCCAAUUCUCGAUGUUCCGUCUCGCGCAUGAUCUGCUUCCAAGCAGCAAUGAAUACACUGGAGCAGGUUCAACAACUGACUAAACAUAAUUAUUACUUUUUUCUGCUCUUUCGACAAGAGUAUUUCCGCGCAGCUUUGGUAGUGUGUCAUAAUGCUUACAUCUGUUGCAAUGUGAUAGGGGACCUAUUCGGGGCGAACAUCUCGUCAUUCAUCCGCUACCUCGAAGACUCGUUAAUUUUAUUUGAAGACAGAACCACUCGAACUGGCACAGAUUUCACAAGAUAUUGGUAUAUUUCCGCAGCCCGGGCCUUGCUUCGCUCGGCAGUAGAUCCAUCAGAUGCUACGAUGCAGGAGCAACAGGCAAUUGAGCAUGUGGCAAGACAAUACUAUAGAAUCCGCGCAUCACAAGAGGACCUGCACUCCGCAAAGAACAAGCUCAAAUUGACAGAACCACUGAUCCAAAGCUCAAACGAUUUUGUAAACAUUCCCGAUGUUCCUUUCCAUAAUGGAACUAUGCCAGCAAUUGACCUUCCUUUAGAGGCUUUGGAAGAGGAGUUCUUCUUUGGUGAUCCGGCCGCUUGGACGUUUGAUAAUUUUGAUUUCUUAUAG